AUGGGCUCCCCGGAAAUCCCGGUCUACAUCUGGAUCGCCUCACACAGCAGAACCUGGACGCUUCUGUUCGACCUCAGCGACGACCCUGAUAAACCAAUCUCCCGCAUAAUAGCCCCAGGUGGGAGUGAGCGCCAGGAGUCUCCUUUCCGCAUCAGCCCCGAUUCCAUCGUGGGCCUUCAUCUAGGCGUGGCAAAACUACCACGAGGGUGGUCCGAGACUCCCACGACCCGGGACGAACUUAUGAACCUCAUUGACGAUAAAAUUCUGAAGGAUUUUGCCUCUGACUAUUAUGAAAAGCAUAGACUCGAGGACGAGGAUGAAGAUGAGAACCCAUUCAAGGAUGGCGGGCCUGAGUCUCGGGCAUUCACGCUGGAUGUGCUUAAAGUGCUGGAGGAUGCUAAAGUGGUGGAGCUGGACAAGGCCCGCAAGCAGACGGUGCAGGAUCUGUUGCGCAAGGAGGAGGGCAUCCAACCGCCGCUGAAGGAGCUGUAUCGUAUAUUGAGGAUCCCGGAGGACGUUCUGCGCCGGUUCCACAAGGGGGCAUAA
Molecule: messenger RNA, 546 nt
Organism: Monascus purpureus
Lineage: Eukaryota; Fungi; Ascomycota; Eurotiomycetes; Eurotiales; Aspergillaceae
Source: the annotation of a GenBank genome assembly